GCGCUUCUGCUAGCCUCGCAGCGCGGGCAUGCGGAAUCGAUCCGGUUGCUGCUUGCAGCCGGUGCAGACGAUUUGCCACGGCAGGAUGGAGCGACAGCUCUUUUCCUUGCAGCCCAACGUGGGCACCUUGGAGUCGCACGCGUCUUACUGGAGGCCAGCAAAGACAAG
Messenger RNA from Symbiodinium pilosum, 168 nucleotides. NCBI's taxonomy places the organism in Eukaryota, Dinophyceae, Suessiales, Symbiodiniaceae. The record is from the annotation of a GenBank genome assembly.